This is a messenger RNA of Carassius carassius (crucian carp), 2773 nucleotides long. Its product is annotated as tetratricopeptide repeat protein 39A-like. Bases 265 to 1962 code for a protein of 565 amino acids. The transcript has 18 exons. Lineage: Eukaryota; Metazoa; Chordata; Actinopteri; Cypriniformes; Cyprinidae. Gene Ontology annotation, molecular function: protein binding. The record is from RefSeq and is a predicted model, not a curated record.
GUCCCAUGGCUCCGGUCUCCUGCCAUUAAACCUGCUGUGAGCCCGAGGAGGAGUCAGAAACUCCGUGUUCUCACAUCAGACAGCCGCCGAGCUCUGAUCCUCAUCCCGUGCCAGCUCGAGUUCCCAGCGUUCCUCAUCCAUGCAGCAUCUUCAGGAGCAGUGAGAAACUUUCCUCUGGAGCUCUGAGAGAAAUCCUGAGCACUUCAGACAGGUGUUCGUGUGGCCACAAGGCCAAGAAGAGGACAACAAACAACUAAAUACACCAUGUCCACUGGGAAAAAUGCACCUGGUACAGAAAACUCCAGACAGAUGUCCCUACAGGUCUGUCUUGAUGAAUGCAUGGAGGCCAUGGAUCUGUUCCUCAACAACCACUUCAGUGAGAGUUUGGACAAACUACGGCCACGGGCAAAGGAGAGCAUGUAUCACGCUCUGAUGUAUGCCACAGUAUUAGAGAUGCAGGCCAUGAUGACCUUCCAACACGACGACAUAGUGCAUGCUGGGAACACGAUGAAGAGCGCUCAGGAGGUGUGCCAGAGGUUCCGUAAGAAGUCAGGUGGUCUUGGGACUCGAGGAGCAAAUGAUGAUCUUUCAGAAGAGCAGCUCCAUGCUGAAGUGUGUUAUGCUGAGUGUUUACUACACAGAGCCGCUCUCACAUUCUUACAGGAUGAGGAUAUGGUUAGUUUUAUUAAAGGAGGAAUCAAAGUACGGAACAGUUACCUCAUAUACAAGGAGCUGCAUGCCUUCAUCCAAUCAGAUACGACUUUCAGAGGACCAAAUCACAAGCACUUAGAGGGCGGAGUCUCUUUUGGGAUUGGAGCUUUCAAUUUGACUCUUUCACUGUUUCCUGUCCGGAUACUCAAGUUGCUGGAGUUUGCUGGCUUUUCUGGAGAUAAGGAAUUUGGCAUCUCUCAGCUGUUCACGGGUGCCACCUCUCAUACCCUGCGCUCCAUGCUGUGCGCCCUCCUCCUACUCUGUUUCUACACCUUCCUCUCCUUUAUUUUAGGUACUGGAGAGGGGGAGGUGGAGGAGGCAGAGCAGCUAUUGAAGCCAUUUCGACUGCGAUACCCACGUGGAGCGAUAUUCCUCUUCUUUGCAGGUCGAGCUGAAGAAAUAAAGGGCAACAUUGACGAGGCGGUGGCGCUGUUUGAGGACGGCUGUAAGGCCCAACAGGCCUGGAAACAGUUUCAUCACAUGUGCUACUGGGAGCUGAUGUGGUGUUUCACCUUUAAGAGGCACUGGAAGAUGGCGUACUUCUACGCAGACCUGCUCAGCCAGGAGAGCCGCUGGUCUAAGGCCAUGUACGUGUACAUGAAGGCGGCUUAUCUCAGCAUGCUUUCAGACACAGAAGCCCGGCCAUUCGGGGAUAAUGAGGUGGAUCUCUUUAGACAGGUACCAACAUACAAGCAGAAGAUAGCGGGCAAAUCUCCACCCACAGAGAAGUUUGCCAUUCGUAAAGCAAGACGGUACAAAACCAGCAAUCCAAUUAGACUUCCUGUUCCCGUGCUUGAGAUGAUGUACAUGUGGAAUGGUUUCUCCAUAAUCAGCAAACAGCCUGAGCUGACAGAGGGAAUGAUGGAGACACUGUUAGAGGCAGAGCGCACCCUACAGGCCGCCCCAGAGAACGAGUACUCCAUGGACGACACGUGUUUAAUCCUGCUUCUGAAAGGCCUGUGUCUGAAGAACCAAGGCCAGAUGCAGGUGGCAGAGGACUGUUUCAGACAGAUUUACAUCAGUGAAAAGAAGUUGAAGUUCGAUCAUUACCUGGUUCCUAACGCUCUGCUGGAGAUGAGUCUCCUGUACAUCGACACUGGGAGGAAAGAGCAAGCCAUCAAACUACUGCAGAAAGCCAAAAAUAACUACAAGGAGUACUCAAUGGAGUCUCGUACGCAGUUCAGGGUCCAUGCGGCCCUGACAAAACUUAAGGCUGACACCAGCGACCAAGAUGAAAAAACAGCAUCGUAAGGGAAGAUGAUUUUAAGUCAAUGGCAUCUCUCCUCCUGAAAGACCAGAGAAGAAUUACAUGGUCACCUUAUGGGGAGAACGAAGGACCAAAGACACAGUGUGCUUGUUAUGCAGUGGCACUGCCCAGUGUUGACCUGUCUCAUGCUUUUUUUGGGGGGUGGUAUUAUAGGAGACACUAAAAUCUUAUUUUGUACAUUUUCCCUCACAAGGUUAUUUUUUGCCAAAUCAAUGUUUAUUUCAGAUCAGUUAGUAAAUAGAUGAAUGGACAUUUCAGAUGUUAACCAGAGUUUAAGCUCCUAUGUGUUAAAAUGUAAUAAAAUGUAAAUUUUUAGGGAGCAUUAGAAAUUAAAUUAAUAUUUUUCUGUAUUUUUUUUUUUCUCAAGUCCUGUUCAGGUUUGAUAAGGGAAACUGACAGUGUUUACAACAACAACAAUAAAUAAUAAUAAUUAGACGAACCAUUUUACACUAAGUUGUAAUUAUGAUUAAACCGGUUUAUUAUUGUAAGGCUGAGAGCGGGAUUGAAUACUUUAUUACUGAUGAUUAUAUUCCUUUCUUGAAUAAAUCAAGAAUGUUUUAAUAAUCAAAUGGUUCAAAUAGCAUCAUACAUAUUCAGAUGCUAUGGUUAUUUUUUUGUUUUGAAAUAAUUUUAUCAGUACUUAAUAUUUCAUCAAAAUGUUGAUAUUUAAGUAUUUUUUAAAUGUUUAAUUUAUGCAUCAUUUUAUAGUAAGUCAAGUCGUAAAAUCAAUGCAGUUAUUUAGCAACACAUGCUCUGGGUCACUGUAUGAAUAAAUCAGUUUUCCUUGACAAAUUA